This is a messenger RNA of Colletotrichum chrysophilum, 948 nucleotides long. RefSeq lists its product as uncharacterized. NCBI's taxonomy places the organism in Eukaryota, Fungi, Ascomycota, Sordariomycetes, Glomerellales, Glomerellaceae. The transcript has 2 exons. Bases 1 to 948 code for a protein of 315 amino acids. The record is from RefSeq and is a predicted model, not a curated record.
AUGCACGCUCCUACUAUCGCCCAGGUCGCCACUCUUGGCAUGGCUUUCUUCGCCGCAACUUCCCGAUCCACCGACAUCUCCGGCACCGGUAUGGCUCUGGAGCAACGUGCCCCCAAGACGUGCAAGCGCAAGAACGGCGUCUGCGUGGAGCCCACCCCCGGAACCACCACCGGCACCAACCCCGACGUUGUUCCCGUUGUAGCGAGGAGCCCGAAGGGAGGCGACGCAGCUGUGGACGAUGCCAACAACAACAAGGCCAACGGAAAGAACCCCAAGAGAAGCCCGAAAGGCGGUGAUGCCGCAGCUGAUGACGCCGGCAACAACAAGGCCAAUGGCAAGAACCCGAAGAGGAGUCCCAAGGGUGGCGACGCCGCAGCCGAUGAUGCUGCCAACAACAAAGCCAACGGAAAGAACCCCAAGAGAGCCCCCAAGGGAGGCGAUGCCGCCGCUGAUGACGCCGCCAACAACAAGGCCAACGGCAAGGCUCCCAGAACCGUAGGAGCCGACGACAACAGCGCUUCCAAGUCGACCACCCAGGACGACAAGAACAACAACAAGGGCGCCUCGGGUCGCAAGGGCGGCAAGUCUAGCACCAAGACCAGCGGCAAGACCACCACCUCCACUUCUGGCUCCGACGACAAGAGCACCACCAAGGUCGACGACAACAACAAGAACAACGGCAAGGACAACAGCUCCUCCUCCUCCUCUACCAGCGGCUCCGACGACAGCAGCAAGACCACCGUCGUCGUGGACGACAAGAGCAGCACAAAGGUCGACGAUAACGACAAGAACAAGUCUGGCAACAAGCGCAGCCCCAAGGGUGGCGACGCCGCUGCGGAUGAUGCCACGAACAACAAGAAGGGUCACGGCCGCCGCCAGGAGGAUGGGGACGAGGAGGACUUUGAUGUCGACUUUGAGGAGGAUGUUGACUUUGACGAUGAGGAGUAA